Molecule: messenger RNA, 7283 nt
Organism: Rhipicephalus sanguineus (brown dog tick)
Lineage: Eukaryota; Metazoa; Arthropoda; Arachnida; Ixodida; Ixodidae
Gene: Liprin-beta
Product: liprin-beta-1
Exons: 18
Coding region: 90-3053 (987 amino acids)
Biological process (GO): neuromuscular junction development
Cellular component (GO): presynaptic active zone
Molecular function (GO): protein binding
Source: RefSeq, a predicted model, not a curated record
GUGCGGUGGUGUCGCCGUAGUGCAGCAGUCCAUUCCGAAGCGCGGUGGAGCAGGAAAACGAUCAACGAUGCUCAGCGCCGUUCAGCGCCAUGUACUACGGUCCGCGCCUACAGUCUAGCCUGAGCCGGCGGGCGUGGGCCGCGGCCGAAGUCGGCGGCGUCGUCGACAUGACGAGCGAGGACCCGGCUAAUUCGUCGCCCAGCACGUCGGGCUACUCCACCCCGUGGUCGGCGUCGCUGCAGCGGUCUCAAGCGCGCCGCCGGCUCGACCACCUCGACGACCGCGGAGGCGCGGACGACGAAGACGACGACGAGGACGGAGGCAACAGCACGCCCACUCCGCUGCACCAGCCGGCGGCGCACCAGCGACCCUCCGACGCCGCCGCCGACUCGUGGAGCAGCGGUGCCGACUGGAGGAGCAGCAGGCCCCCGCGCCGGCGUCGUCCCGCGCGUAGCUCGGACCACGAGCGCGGCAGGUCUCCGUCGCACGCGCGCCAGCCCUGGAUCGAGGAGCGCCGCAGCCUGGACGCGUGCGACCCGCACCUGCUCGCCGUCAUGGCGGCUGCCGCGCAGCCUUGGAUCGCCGCCGCUGCGGCCACGUCCUCGCCUCCAGCCACCCCGUGCUGUUGCUCUCCGCCGCCUCAGCAAGUGCACUGCGCUCACGGCUGUGGCUCCCACUCGUGGGCCUCGCAGCAGCAGCAGCAGCGUAGGCGAGGAUGCUGCUGCGGUGGCGGCGUCGCUGGUACGAACUGGACGGCGUCGCUCUGCGGCCGCUGCUUUUCCGAGCCGCAUCCGGCACCUCGUGGCUCGCCCUGCCAGUCUUGGGUCGGCGGGGGGCGUUGCAAGACCCCGGUGUCUGGUGACUAUGGUGAUUUGCAGGAUAAAAUGUCGCACUUGGAAGCAGAGAAGGAAAAUCUGGCCCUGCAGGUGAGCGUGCUGAGUGACCAGUUGGAGCUGCAGAAGGACAAGAUAGCCGAGCUGGAGUCAUCCCUGCUGGACAAGAAGCUCCUGCUCGAACGGACAGAGCAGCUGCUCAAGCAGGAGAUGAUGUUGAAGAAAAAGAUUGAGAAUGACCGGCUUGAGCUGCUGUCCGACGUGCCUGCGCUCAAGCUCAAGCUUGUCACUGCUGAGCGUGAGAAGUCCGAGCUCGAGAGCAAGGUCAAGAAACUUGAGACGGAUGUGGUUCUGCUGCGCUCGCACUUGGCCGAGCGGGAGGCGGAGCUCAUCACCCGAUGUGGCAGGGUCCCAGCCUCUCCUCACCAUGGUUCAGUGUCCUCUGUGGCUGACAGCUUCAGGGCCACACCCACUAAGCUAGGGGCUGACUGGAAGGAGCGUUCACCCGCCCUUGGUGACAGUGACAGGCAGGCACUCCCUGGUGAAGGCUGCCUGCAGGAGAAGCCCCCCAAGUGCCCCUCGCGGAGUGCAUCAGCCACGCUACCAUCAUCACAGUCUGCGCUCCGGUCUAGCACACCACUGCAGCUGUCGCCUCGGCCUAGCAGCGACGAUGGCUCACAUUCGCUCAGCAACGUGCGGCAGUACAGCAACAGCCUGCCCCGCUCGCAUGGCCAGCAGGUGAGGCGCUCCGAAGAAGCUGCUGCUGCUGCUGCUGCUGCUUCUGCGCCAGCCCCGGCGGCAUCGUCGAGGGACGUCUUCCGCAGCCGCAAGAGUUCGACGGGUGUCUCCUUUGGUAAAGGCUUUUUCCGCUUGCGGUCUUCUCGCCGAGCCUGCUCUGCACCCGAACUAGCCCAGCCUGAGCUGGUGGUGGCACGUCCAGGCUGCCAGCUGUACUCGCCUCCCUCGGCAGCCUCCACGCUCAAGCACAGCAAAAGCCGCGGCCUCAAGAAGAUCCUCGGCAGGUUGAGGCGCAGCAACUCGCACACCAUGGACGUGUCGGACAGCUUCCAGCGCGGAGGACUGCGAGCAACUGCCGGACCACGGCUGGGCUGGACACCGGUCACCAUGCAGAAUAACCACUGCUUCACGGACAAGCCCGUAAGUGAAUGGGGUGCCGACAUGAUAGCCCAGUGGCUGGAGCGGCUGGGCCUGGCCGUGUACGGGGACAGCAGCAAGCCCUUCCUGCGGGAUGGCAGCCGCCUCCUCAAGGUCACAGCCUCUGAACUCGAGAAGGAGCUGGGCAUGCGCCACCCACUGCACCGCAAAAAGCUCCUGCUGGCAGUCGAUUGCCUGAGGCCAGAGGCGAGUGAGCUGAGUCGAGCAGCAGCCGCGUUAGAUGCAGCGUGGGUGCUGCGCUGGCUCGACGAUGUGGGCCUACCUCAGUACAAGGAUGCCUUUGCCGAGGCACUCAUCGAUGGAGCCAUGCUGAACGCCCUCACUGUGGACGACCUGCUGCGGCUAAAGGUGACCAACCAGUUCCACCACCUGAGCAUGAAGCGAGGCAUCCAGGUUCUGCGGCUGAAUCGCUUCAAUCCCUCCUGCCUCAAACGGCGCUCACUGCCCGAUGAGUGCAAGCAGUACAGUCCCCUGGAUGUGUCCCUGUGGACCAACCACCGAGUGAUGGAGUGGCUGCGCACGGUGGACCUGUCCGAGUAUGCCCCCAACCUUCGGGGCAGUGGUGUCCAUGGGGCACUCCUGAUCUACGAGGACGGCAUGACGUGGGAGGUGUUCGCAGCCGUGCUGAGCAUCCCGGGCAAUAAGACGUUGCUGCGGCGUCACCUGUCACUCCAGCUGAAGCAGCUGUUGGGACCCCACAUUGUGCAACGCAAGCGGGCAUUGCAGGCCAGCCCCGACCACGUGCCCCUGUCACCCGCCGCAAAAGUCAAGGCUGCCAAAAAGAGCCCCCUGCGCUGGCGACGGGCCAAGGGCGCAGAUGGCUACCUGUGUCCGUUUGAGGCGGACACAUUGGCUGAGGACCUCUCUUCCUGCGACUCAUCAGUGGCAGAUAGCUCCUUCGACGAUUCCUUCUCAUCUUCCUGUCCCCGUGAAAAGGACCCCAAGACAGCUCAGGAAAUCGAAGCUGUGUCCAAUGAAAUUUCUUCAUUCAUGAAACUACAGGAAGUGAAGAACCUGGACAAACUGGCAUCGACCAACAUCUAGCCAACGUCUCUACUCUUGCCCAUACCAAAGCACCUCAUGGCCUUUCUUUUAAUAUAUUCACGCGCAUCGCACUUAGUGAAAGGAUGCACCUAUUUUAUACUGACGUUUUUAAAACUUACUACGAGUAUUGCAAGCGAGAUGCAGAGCUCUGUUGUGACUGCUGUUUCUUUUUUUUUUUCUUUUUUUCUUUAAUGCUGACAUGGAGAUGCCACAGCAUUCAGUGCCAGCUGCAAUGCCUGAACUACGCUGGAGCUGAUUAGAAAUGGCAGUGUGUGCUUCGUGCUUCCAACACAAAUAUGUUUGUGCAAGAACAAAAUGGCAAAUACCUGUCGGCAGGAUUUUAUUUGAAGCAUACGUGUGUUCCUUCAGAUGUGCUUUCGUCCUGUGCAGGUGCCAUACUGAAAGUUGCACUACUCACGCACUGGAUGACUGGUGUGGUAAUGACUGCCACUGUGGUAGACAAAGUUGAUGUUCGCCAACAAGUGUCAGAGAGUGGCCACCCACUUUGUGUGGGCACACUGAAGCACUUGGAAGGAGCAUCGACUUGUCAGAGGCAUCCUUGCUUUGCAUAGAUGGCGGCUGCGUUGCUGUCACCUCGCAUAAUUUCUGUUUUAUCGCCAACUGGCAUCUUGUGUUGGUUGUUUCUCUGCAUUUGUUAGAGCCCACAUGCCCCCCCCCCAAAAAAAAUUUGGGAUGCACAUAUUGCUUUAGCCUCUCGAGCUCUUUCAUGGAGUUUUUCUAGCCUAUAGAGUGUUCUUGUCAUUUAAGUACACUUUUUUUUAUAAAAAAGUGACAGUGCUGCCAACUAGGCUACACUGAGGGCAGCACGAGGGCGGGAGUUAGGUUAUCCUUGUUUGAUCACUUCUGAUCAACAGCUGCUUCCACUUAUUGCUUGACAAGAUGACGAGCAACAUGGCUAACCAGUGACGGGCACCUUAUCAACACAUUGAAGAACUAUACGCUGUGAAAAUGAUGCCAGUGGGAGGCGAGACUUUCGUCACAUAUGCUCCCACUGGACUAACCAAUGAGUGCUCACUUUUAGUGAAAUCCCUGAAAGUGGUUUAUCGAGUGUGCAGUGCUAGGACACACUAUAGGACUGUUCAUCACUAUGCAGGAUGUGCUCAUCACAUGUUUUCUUUUAUUACUGUCAGUGGAGCCUUGGCUCUGGUACAAAGUGAGUGUUAUAGUUUCUUCAUGUAUGCAGCCUUUGAUGUGUGACAUUGUGGAAAGCAAAUUGCACUGCAUAGCUUCAGCAUGGUGCAGAGCCAUGAGAGGUGGUCACUCAGUAUUGCAUAAAAAUUGCAUUUCUUUCACGUUCAAGUGUCAGAAUGCUUAGCAAACUGAAUGAUAAAAAGGUAAUCAAGGUAGUUGAGAUAAGCAAGAGAAACUAUUGCAAUCAUGUAUGCGUACUUUCUUCACUUAGGGAUGCACUGUGCUGAUGCACAUGAUUAUGCACAUUCUACGAGCCUGUACCUUUUGUGGACCUGUUUUCUCCACAUCUGCCUCGUGAAUACAUAGGCAAUGUGACUCCAAUGGGUCUUCCCUGCGUCUUCUCUGGACCCCAAUAAAGUUUGAAUCAUCAUCAUCAUCAUCAUGUGACUCUUAGCUAGCUGAAACAGUAGCAUAUUGUUUAUGGUGCUUGUCAGCUGACCCGAAAAACGCAGGUUUGAUCCUGGCCACAGCAAUCGCAUUUUGUUGGAGGCGAAAUGCUAGAGGCCUGUGUACUUCAAUUGCACAUUAAAGAACCCCCGGUGGCCGAAAUUUCUGGAACCCUCCGCUAUGGCGUGCCUCAUAAUCAUAUCGUGGUUUUGGCACGUAAAAUUCGAGCAAUUAUUAAUAUGACUCGUAUGACUCAAUAUGUACAUCAUUUGCAUGCCUGAUCCUUAGCUAUCUAUCACAAUGUUUCUCUCUUAGCUGUGCAUCUUGUUAAAAACUAUGCAGUGGCAGUUGCUUUUCAUUAAAAGGAACCAAGUAGAGUUCACGCAAUUAUUCUUUGAAUGCUUGAUGACACCGUGCCUGGGAGUUUGAUUGUGUUGUGUUGUCUUUUCUUUUGGUGCCUCUGUCUUGCCGAAUGCUGCAUCAAGUACCACCUCACGUUAUACAUGAGAUGGCUAACCUCAAGUAUUUUCUAUCUGCUGACAUUAGCUCGGCUGCUGUAGUCAGCACCCAAUAUCUCUGUUCCUUUCUCCACUGUUUUUGUCCUGUAGCCAGGCUCGCAUGUUGUAACCAAGGUGAACAAAACACUCAUGCACCGUUUAUCAUUGCAACUUGCUGAGCCGACUUUCACCUUUUAACAUGUCAUAGUUUGGGCAUUAGAGGAAGUGAGGGUUCCUACUUUGCAAAGCAGUCCACUGUGGCAUUGUAUGGGGAGGUUUGAUGACGACUGACCAAUUGCAGUUUUAGCAUUCUUGCUUCACCUCUUUUGCAUGUUGCAUCUAAAUGUUGCUCACAUUUCAUACUAGCUCCAUCUUUUGAACUCGCAGUGUCUCAAGGUUGUGAUGAAAAUCAGAUUACAUGCUGAGGAGAGAAUUCCCCUUUGGUUAUGCAAAUGAGGCCAAAAAAAAAAGAGAGACUUUUACAGUGGCUGUUGAUACUUCCUCGGUGCAGCUCUUGUGUACACCAUAUAGCUUGCUGCAUAGUUGGACAUGCUGAAAUGUCGCUUGAGUGUUGGGCAUUAAGACUCAAUUUCCCAGGUAGUCUUUGUCAAAAGUUUGAGGCACUACAUGGAGCAACAGGACAUGUUGCGAGAUGUGUGGAACUGUGCAAGACAAUAAAGUGAGACGAGCUCAGACUGCCACAAUUUGUGAUGCUCCUAAGCAACAAUAGGGCGUGCAGUCCAUUCGGUUAAGUCAGCCUUGACGCUUUUGACAAGGUGUCCCUCCCAUGGGUUGUUAGAAGUCAGUGUUGUAUGCUGCUGAGCAUGAGGCUGCUGCCUAUUAUUCAUAGCAGCCAAAUGCAUACUAAUUCGUGAUGUAGCGGCCGUAGGCAGAUAGUUCAAGGGGGCAUUGCCCCAAGUAUGCUCGACGCUGUAGAGGCUAAUGCGACCUUGCACACUUUGUGCAUUUGCGAAGAAAACACUACAUGCCUCAUUAUUUGAAUGCACUGUGUAAUUUGGCAUUAGGUUGACUUCAUGCAGUACAGUCACGGUAUAUGAAGCAAUUGGCACGUAUUUAUAAACAUGUAGGCACAGGCUGCACUCACUGUACAUCUACACUGCACCAGCAACGCUCACACCAAAACGUUGCACAAAACAUACAUGAAGCUCGAGGCUUACAAACUGCACGUGGCUUUAUCUGAUGUCAACUCCAUAUCAAGUAGAACUUAUGCGUGGAUGGUCUAGCAUCUUAGACAUACUUGGAACUGUAGGUAUCGUAAAUAAGUAGUGCACCCUUCACAAGAAACGGUGUGUACAACAAGUGUAGAGUCGCACUGUUUAUUAACUGGCAAGGGCCGCUUAUGAAACGUCGUGAAGAACAUGGAUCAUGAGGAAUAUGUUAUGACACCUUAUGUAUGAUGAAAGGCUACUUUACUAUGAAAUAGGCGAGAGUUCUGCGAUUGCACUUCUGCGGCUUCCAGAGUGUUCUUUGCAAAGUAUGCAAAAAAGUUUAGCCGUGGUUGUGUGCACAAUAAAUGCUGCAGCAUACAACAGAGUACAGGUCUUCUAAGAAUGUCCUGCUGGAACUGGUAUCUCCUUAUUCACUAAAGCAGGGUACAGUGCCUUUUGUGAAACUUCCAAACUUGCGCAAAUAAGUUCAUUUUGUGUAGGGACAAGUAAGGCCACCUAUACGUGCAUUCAUGCCACAAUGCUGUAAUGGAGCAUCUUUGACGAAUGUGACAAAUGGUUUUUAGUAAGUGCGCUCAUGAAAAUAUUGGUGCACUGUUUGACUUUAUCACAUGGCAUUUUGAAGCUCUUGGAGAUAAUUGUCCCAAACAAGAAAGGUGCUGUCAAUGCCACCAAGUGCUGCUCAUUUCUGUGCCUUCUUCAGAGCCGUAUUUUUUAUAGCUUUACAUAUACUUGCCUUUGCAACAAAGUCCUUGUGUUUUGUCAGUUGCACCAUUACCUAGGAAGCUGUAUUUAAAAGAUAACAUGACUGUAAUUUGAACUUGUAUGAAGCCUUCUGUGCUGUCACUGCAGUUCUUGUGUUUGUCAACACAGUCCUUCCUGCACUUGGUAUAUUUUUCUUGCUGCUCGCAGGAAUAAACGAGACACUAUGGCAGUGUUGCCAUUCA